CGUUAUUCUUGUGACAUGCACAUUGCUCAAUCACCCCUCAGACAUCGUGGCACGGUGGCACGCUGCGUGGAAGGAAACAGGAUUGUGUGUAAAUCAUCAUUACCACGUGAACGCGCGCCAGUAAUCACUCCCCCGGGGACACGCGCAGCAGCAGCCUCCGGACUCUAUAAAAGCCUCAAGUCACUGUUCAGGGAGCACGGACGAAGCUCGACCUUUCAGGUGUACCUAGCUGUCUAUCUAACAACCAUGAAGGCUGUAGCUCUCAUCCUUGCUCUGGCAGUCAUCACUGGCUGCAAUGCCCGUGCUGUGCCCCAGGCAGAUGUCCCCCAAAACCGCUGGGAAGACAUGGUGGAUCGUUUCUGGGAGCAUGUUUCUCAGCUGAACCAAAAAGCUGAUGGAGUCGUGGAUGACCUCAAAGCCUCUCAGCUCCGAAGGGAUCUAGACACUCUGAUCACUGACAGUAUGACAGAACUGUCAACCUACAGAGAUGACAUCCAGACCAAGCUGAGCCCCUAUGCUGAUCUCUCCUCUGGCCAGCUGUCUCAGGAUAUGCAGCUUCUGGCCAAUAAACUGCACCAGGACAUGCUGGAUGCCAAGGAGCGCAGCAUUGUGUACCUGGAUGAGCUCAAGGCAAUGAUGGGGCAGAACUCCGAUAAUGUCCGCAGCCACAUUAACACCUAUUCCAACAAGCUGAGGAAGCGCCUGGACAAGGACACAGAGGAGAUCCGCAACACUGUGGCCACCUACCUGGGUGAGGUUCAGUCCCGCACCUCCCAGAACCUGGAGGCUGUGAAGGAGCACGUUGAGCCCUACGUCCAGCAGGCCAGUGACAGCGCCACCAAGAAGCUGAGCGACCUCUCUUCCAUGCUGAAGAGCCAGGCUGAGGGUUUGAGCCAUCAGCUGGAGACCCAGGCUGAGGGUAUCAAGACCCAGCUGGAGUCCACAGCUCAGGACCUGCGCACCUCCCUGGAGGGCAAGAUCGAUGAGCUCACCGAGCUGCUCUCCCCCAUUGCCACCAAAUUCCGUGAACAGAUUGAGAAAAUCAUGGAAAAGGUCAAGGAGACCACCUCUGCCUGAAGACAGACUCUGAGGGGUUUUUAAGGUCUGUAGAGGGGAAGGAAAAACAUAAACCACAGAUUUCUUUAUACCCUGUAAAAGAGGGGCAAGGGGGAGUUGAGAGCUCCUUUGGGUGCUUGUGUUCAGGACUAGAGAGGUGAUAAGAGGAAGGAGAGAGGCUGAGAUGCACCUUUUACAGAACAGUUAGCAGAAAAACAUCUGCUUGAGUUCUUCCUUCAGCAUAGUCACCCUCUCUUCUUCUUUUAUCACUUCCCUUGCUGACUGAACACAUGCACUGCAAUCAAGAGUAGCCUUUAAUACACAAACAACUAUUUGUAUAAUGCUUUGUCUUUCUACUUUGAAUUCACCGAUAGCUGUCUGCUCCGCACCCAAGUUUUGUAUUGAGUUUUCUACAUUUUGGUUGGUUGUAUAUAUAGCUGAUGAGUUUGAACACACCAGGCAGUGAUUGCAGCCUGUGUCCUCCUUACAUGCACCAAACACAAGUGUCUUUCAUUUCAGUUGCACUGAAUGGUGAUUACAAGAUGGGGGCACAUACUAUAAUGUGUCUGAGUUUUUCUAGAUGUGAUACACAACCACUAAAGUGCCUUUCUGAAUUGUCUGCAUUUCUUGUUGCUGUGCUUCAUAGAGAAGUGGAAUGUAAAAUGACUUGCUGCAAAAAUGACAAUCAGUGAGUAACAUGCAAUGCUGCCUACCUGUUCUCCAGUUUGAGUGUAGUGUCCCUUGUGUUUCACAUGUCAUAUGCCCACCAUGCUGCUCACUGUAAGUGCACUGCCUGUCUCUGCUGUGUGCUGAACAGUGCUAGUGAAUAAAGAACUUAAAAAGAU
This is a messenger RNA of Monopterus albus (swamp eel), 1901 nucleotides long. RefSeq names its product apolipoprotein Eb (gene apoeb). Gene Ontology annotation, cellular component: extracellular region; chylomicron; low-density lipoprotein particle. NCBI's taxonomy places the organism in Eukaryota, Metazoa, Chordata, Actinopteri, Synbranchiformes, Synbranchidae. The record is from RefSeq and is a predicted model, not a curated record. The transcript has 5 exons. Bases 16 to 1077 code for a protein of 353 amino acids. Gene Ontology annotation, biological process: lipoprotein metabolic process; cholesterol efflux; acylglycerol homeostasis. Gene Ontology annotation, molecular function: phospholipid binding; phosphatidylcholine-sterol O-acyltransferase activator activity; cholesterol transfer activity.